AUGUCGGAUUUCUAUGAAGAAAUCAAAAUUCCAGAGAUGGAUCUCUGGAGUGUAUUGUUUGAACGGGAGGAUAAGCCAUUUCCGGAUGAUCAAGUCCUCUACACCUCUUCCCACUCCUCACACACCUACUCCUCCAUCAAAUCCCAAACCAUCUCUUUUGGCCUGGGUCUCCACCACCAUUACUCCUUCAUAAAAGGCGAUGUCCUGGCUCUUUUCUCAGAGAAUAAUAUUGAUACCCCAAUUACUAUGUGGGGAACACAUUAUAUAGGCGGAAUAGUCAGUCCUGCGAAUCCGGUAUAUACGAGACGGGAAUUGACGCAUCAUUUGAGAGAUUGUGGGGCGAAGAUUAUUGUUACGACGGGGGAAUUGGUGGGGAGGGUGAGGGAAUGCGUGAAUGAGAUUGAGAGGGAAAUUGGGAGGAGUAUUGAUGUAUUGGUGCAAGGUGGUGAGGUUCCUGAGGGGGAAAGAGGGAUUAGGGAUGUUUUUAUGGUGGGAGAUGAGAAGAGGCUAAAUGUUGACCCGGAAAAGGAUUUGGCGUAUUUGGUGUAUAGUUCUGGAACGACGGGAUUGCCAAAGGGGGUUAUGUUGACUCAUAGGAAUGUGGUGGCCAAUUUGAUGCAAGUAGCUUCGAGGGAGGGAAGGCUGAUGAGAUGGGAUCGUGAUCGGAUUUUGAGUGUUUUGCCAUUUUUUCACGCGUAUGGCCUCCAAUGUCUCGUCCAUCUUCCCUGCUAUCUUGGAAUCCCUACCAUAGUUAUGAAAUCUUUCUCUCUCCCCAUUUUCCUUUCUUUGAUUCAACAAUUCACAAUCACAUACACAUACGUCGCACCUCCGAUAAUCCUACAUCUAGCGAAAAGUCCAGUGGUGGAAGAAUAUGAUAUCAGCAGCUUGAGAGGUAUUGUAGCGGGUGCUGCGCCGUUGAGUAGAGAGUUGAUUCACAUGGUGAAAGAGAGACUGGGAGUUGGAGUACGGCAAGCGUAUGGAUUAAGUGAGACGAGUCCAGUAACUCACAUACAGCUCGAAUAUGAUAGUGGUCUCGGAUCAGUGGGACCACCUUUGGCAAAUCAAAUUGUCAAAUUCAUGUCGCCGUCAAAUACUGAAGUACCUGUGGGUAAAGAGGGAGAGAUUUGGAUUUCGGGCCCCAAUGUAUUUUUGGGCUAUCAUAACAAUCCGGAUGCUACUUCUGCGGCUUUGGUCACUUCUUCUCCCUCCUUGAAAUCAAAAUAUCCGUUCUUCAAAACGGGGGAUAUAGGAUUUCAAGACGAAAAAGGAAAUAUGUAUAUAACAGAUCGUGUCAAAGAAUUGAUCAAGUACAAGGGAUACCAGGUUGCGCCAGCAGAGUUGGAAGGAGUGUUAGUGGAACAUAAGUGGGUGGAAGAUUGUUGUGUUGUGGGAGUUUUUGAUAAAGAGCGGGAAACGGAGGUUCCGGUUGGAUUUUUGGUUGGGAAGGGGAGUGUGGGAAUGGAAGAGAGGAAAGUUUAUGGAGAAAAAGAAGGGAGGGAGGUUGAAAUGUGGUUAGCGGGUAGAGUGGCGGAUUAUAAGAGGCUGAGGGGCGGAGUGAGAUGGGUGGAGAGUAUUCCGAAAAGUGCGAGUGGGAAGAUUUUGAGGAGACUUUUUAAAGAUCAGAUCAAGAAGGAAGGGGAGGGUAAGAUUGCAAAACUGUAG
Messenger RNA from Botrytis porri, 1662 nucleotides. RefSeq lists its product as uncharacterized. Gene Ontology annotation, biological process: secondary metabolic process. The transcript has 4 exons. Gene Ontology annotation, molecular function: CoA-ligase activity. The record is from RefSeq and is a predicted model, not a curated record. NCBI's taxonomy places the organism in Eukaryota, Fungi, Ascomycota, Leotiomycetes, Helotiales, Sclerotiniaceae. Bases 1 to 1662 code for a protein of 553 amino acids.